Acanthaster planci (crown-of-thorns starfish) is the source of this 918-nucleotide messenger RNA. RefSeq lists its product as uncharacterized. The record is from RefSeq and is a predicted model, not a curated record. NCBI's taxonomy places the organism in Eukaryota, Metazoa, Echinodermata, Asteroidea, Valvatida, Acanthasteridae.
AUGUGGACGACACCUUCAUCAUCUGGGAGCACGGGCAAGACAACCUUCAACUCUUCUUGGACCACCUCAACGGGCUUCACAGCAGCAUCCAAUUCACCACGGAACAGGAGAGGAAUGGCAGCAUUUCGUUUCUUGACGUUGAGGUGUCCAGAAGGGAGGAUGGAAGUCUUGCCUGGAGGGUUUAUCACAAGCUCACCCACACCGACCGAUACAUUCCACCACUCCAAAAUCAAGUCAUCGGUCAACAGAACCCUCAUCCGCCGAGCCUACAACAUCUGCGACCAAGAGCACCUACACAAGCAACUCCACCACAUCUCCACGGCACUCCAACGCAACGGAUACCAGCCCAAGCAGAUCAAGACUCAAGACGCAAGAUCAAGUCCCCCUCCCGGCCGACAUACCCCCCACUACAUCCAGCAUAUCCUGAGCGAGCACAACAUCAAGGUGUUCCACACAGCUCCCCUCAAGAUCCACGGGAUGCUGACUUCCCAUAAGGACAGGCAAGAUCCACACUGCCGACCAGGUAUAUACAAGAUCCCCUGCCAGUGUGGCAAAGUGUACAUUGGAGAGACUGGUAGGGACCUUCCUACCAGGAUCAAAGAACACAAAGCCCAUGGCAGGAAGGGGGACUAUGAGAAGUCAGCCAUCAUCAAGCAUUUCCACGCCGAAGACCACACCAUCAACUGGGAAGAAGCCCACCUCAUCGCUAGCAUCGAACAGUGGUACCCAAGACACAUUAGAGAAGCUUUGGAAAUCUCCAAACACCCCACCGUGCCUCAAGAUAUCGGCUUCUCCAUCAGCGACAUCUGGCAGCCCUGCUCACCUCCCGGUCUGAUGGGUCCUCUAUACCCUAGGCCCCCGCCCAUGGGUCUCCUAUACCCAGGCAACCUUCCCCUGCCACAGCCCAUCACCAACUGA